AUGGCGAACUGCAAGAGCAAGAAACCGCCGUUCAUCAACCAGGUCGCAGGUCACUUUGCCGAUAACGAGCUCUACUCCGACAUUGUCCUCCGCUUCAGUGGAGUCGAGAUGCCUGCGCACCGCAUCGUCCUCGCCAGCCAGUCGGGCUGGUUCGCGCAGCAACUGCUGGAAAGCAAUCGUCCGCAGCAAGGCGACGGCACUGCGCUCACGCUCGACCUCGGCGACGACCACGACCACCCGGCGCUGCUGGGCGCGAUGGUCAAGUACAUGUACACGCGCGUCUACCCGAACCUCAUCAACCCGUCGGACCCGGACGAGCCGCAAGCCUACACCUGCCUGCGCCACCUGCGCCUCUACGUGCUCGCCACCGACUACCGCGUGCCCGCCGUGCAGGCCGCCGCCGCCAAGCGCGUCAAGGACUACGUCGAGGAGCUGUUCGCGCGCCAGACCGACCUGCUGACCGACUUCGUACCGUUCCUCUUCGGAGAGGGCCUCGCACCGAAGCCGCUGGUCAAGGACGAACACGGAUUGCGCGCGUUCGUCGCCGAGAAGGCGGCGCUGCAUCACCUGGAGAGGGUCCCUGCGUGCGAGAUGGACAAGUAUGUCAGGGAGUAUCCGCUGUUUGCAGUUGAGUACCUCACUGCUUGCUGGAAUCAGCGCGGCAAGCAGAUCGAGGAGAAGAGCCUGCACGGCAUGUACUGCCCCACUUGUGACUACAGUAUGGAGGUUUCAGUCAACUACAGGGAGCGCAGUACUCGCAAGCACCCGAGAGCUUCCGUCGAGCGCAGCGAUCACAGCAACACUUCCCACAAGACGGAGCGGUCGGACGAGGAGAACCCGAUCAAGGCGUGCCCGAACUGCCAAGGGCCUUUGGAGAAGCUCCCCCUUGUUUGA
Molecule: messenger RNA, 894 nt
Organism: Lasiodiplodia theobromae
Lineage: Eukaryota; Fungi; Ascomycota; Dothideomycetes; Botryosphaeriales; Botryosphaeriaceae
Product: BTB/POZ domain containing protein
Exons: 3
Coding region: 1-894 (297 amino acids)
Molecular function (GO): protein binding
Source: RefSeq, a predicted model, not a curated record